This is a messenger RNA of Patiria miniata (bat star), 1926 nucleotides long. RefSeq lists its product as uncharacterized. NCBI's taxonomy places the organism in Eukaryota, Metazoa, Echinodermata, Asteroidea, Valvatida, Asterinidae. Bases 212 to 826 code for a protein of 204 amino acids. The record is from RefSeq and is a predicted model, not a curated record. The transcript has 8 exons.
GUCGCCAAAUGAAGGGCAUUGGUAUCAGUUUGCGGAGAUCCUUCAGUUAGUGCAUGAUCUUGGUGGUUUUCCUUGUAAUCGAUUCUCUGUGAGGAGCGCUCUCCAUUUUAAACGCGCGAGCCGAGUAAUCACAGCGUUCACGUCCAACAGACUGCCGGCCAACAAGAGCGCAGGCCCGGCGCGCCACUCGGUGUAAUUUACGGUAACGAAGAUGGAAAAUCGUAGUCAUUUCUUGCGUGCUCUUUGCUUCUCUGCAUUAUUUGUUGCCGUAUCCUGUAGCUGCACAGACCAAUGUAAAACGUCUGAUGAAUCGAGGGCAUGCUGUAGGCAAGAGGCCAACAGACAUUGCGGAUCAAACGAGUCAUGCAGAAAGCAUUACAACGAUUGCUUGAUCAGAGAGACACUCCAUCUGUGCAAAAGAAAGCGAACGUUUCCUCAGGCACAUCAAGAGGAGUCUGUUCUCCAGAAGUUGCUUGCAAGACAUGACAGACAGGAAGAGAAUGACGUCAUCAAUGAACUGAGUGCCAUCCUUAGCUCUCUCGACGAUGUUUACCGGAAGCUGACCCCAGUGUGGCAGAAACGUAUCUUCAAGGAAGAGAAUGACGUCAUCAAUGCGCUGAGUGUCAUCCCUAGCCCUCUCGACGAUGUUUACCGGAAGUUGACCCCAGUGUGGCAGAAACGUAUCUUCAAGGAAGAGAAUGACGUCAUCAAUGCGCUGAGUGUCAUCCCUAGCCCUCUCGACGAUGUUUACCGGAAGUUGACCCCAGUGUGGCAGAAACGUAUCUUCAAGUUAAUGGAAAUAGCGGCAGCCGACAUGGGAAUGUAACCAAUCAGAUGAUGUUGACUAGCUUACGUCACGUCACAUGAGGCUGCGUAAACCUAAGUGCCAUUGCUUUUCAUUCCAUUGAAUGAGUUAAAGAGUUCAUGAUAUGAAUUUUUAACUGGAGCAUAUUUGUAGCAAAAAUCAAUUUCUCUGCAAUGUAUAACAACAAUUAGAUUACUCUCUUUGGUACAAAAGUUUUGCAAAUUGCAUAUUUUUAAACGUUUAAUUAAUGUGUUAUGCUUUUCCCGACAACCGAGGGCGCUGUUGCUGUUAUGUCCCUUUAGGAACACACUCUUCAGUUUAAGGUUUUUUCUCUUCAAAUUAUAAACCCCAAAUUCUGCUUAGUGAAAACAUUUGUAAAUAAAGUUGUCUCAUUGUCUUACUGUCAUAUACUGAAACAACAAAUAAAUCACUGAAAGCAGAAAGAAACCACAGCAUACCCCUAAAAUUCUGGUGACUUUUUAUGAACCUGAAGUUUCCGCCUUGACUGAAUCACAAUUUUACUCAUAAAUAUGGAAAUUUGCAUAAGCAUAAAAAUAAAAAAGGCACAAACUCGCCCUUACCAACGUCAAAAUGAACAUAAUGGUACAUUUCAAGGCCUGCAUUAACAAGAUCCAUUACAUGGGCCUUUUAAGGUUUGAAGUUUAAAUGUAGCUGCUUUAAUCUUAAUACUGUAAUUUGUUAAUAAAAAUGUAGAAAUUGAUUCGCUCAAAUGUAAGUUGCAAAAUAUAUUUCAAAGUUUUUUCCGUGUUAUAAUGUUUCUUACAUUCAUUCUCAACAUUCACCAAGUGUUAAAAUGUCGUGUAAAUCCAAACACAUUUUAGAUCAAUAAGUUUUAAUUUCCAUUGCACAAGCUAAUUUGUUUUUCAGCUUUUUAUCACUGCAGAAGGCUCGAAUAAAUAUCCUUUUUAUUCAAUUGCUCUUUUCCUAGAAAUAUAAAAAUUAGUCACCUUUGAAUGAGGCAUCGAGCGAAAACUCUGCCGACGUUUAGCUUUUAAGUUAUUUCUUCACAAAAUUCGAAUUAUUUAAUAAUGAAUGUCCUUUGUCUUUGCAUUUGUUUUUGAUUCUUCAAAAUCAAUAAAUAUUCGUCAUUGAUGAUGUGA